AUGGAGGCCGCGGAACAUUUGAAGAUGGGCGGGAAAUCGGAGGAGGCCGAGGCAAAGAUGGAGGAGAAGUCGAAGAUGGAGGAGGGCAAAGCAAAGAUGGAGGCCACGGCAAAGAUGGAGGAGAAGUCGAAGAUGGGGGAGAAAUCGAAAGUGGAGGAGGACAAAGCAAUGAUGGAGGCCACGGCAAAGGUGGAGGAGAAGUCGAAGAUGGGGGAGAAAUCGAAAAUGGCGACCACUGCGAAUUCGAUGAUGGAGACCAACUCGAAAAUGGAGGAGGAGGACAAGUCGAAGAGCAGCCAGCAGGAAUGAUGAGAGGACAAUAAAAGAAGCUAUAAGUGUUCCAGAGAAGAAAAAAGAUGUGUGAUUGUUGAAGAGAAAGCUCAAAAUAAUAAUUGUUGUUGUUGUUGUUUUCCCUCAAAAAUAUAUUUGUACCUAUUUUCCUAUAUUGCCUUCUAUACCUAUAUAAUUACCCAAACAUUUUGUUGUAUAGUAUUUGUUUC
Meloidogyne enterolobii is the source of this 500-nucleotide messenger RNA. The record is from the annotation of a GenBank genome assembly. Lineage: Eukaryota; Metazoa; Nematoda; Chromadorea; Rhabditida; Meloidogynidae.